UUCCCCCAAAGAUUUUCUUCAUCUUUGUAGCAACUUCAGAAAGAGAUAUAAACUACCCAAGUUUUUUGCCAUUGCAAUCUCUGAAUGGCUCUGUUUUUCAAGAUCAUUUGCUGGUAAAUAGAAGACCCAAGAGUUAAUUUUUGGAGUUUGGAGAGGAUUGUUCAUAUUUCUUUCUCUGCGGUUUUGCAGGUGAAUUAGUUGAAUUCGCGUGUUUUUCAUUUUGCUUGAUACUGAAGGAAUUUUGUAGAGUUUUGGAGUGAUGGGAGGAAAGAAUUCUAGGGAAGUAGGUCAAAGAGAGUUUGGUUCAUAUGGGUCUGGCAAUUCUUCAACAUGGGAUCAAUACAAUUAUCCUCCACCAUCACCAUCACCAUAUGUUCAACAAUAUCCAUAUACAGAACCCUCUGGAUAUGGCUCACAAACUCCACAACAACCACGGAGAAGGCUUGACAGAAAAUAUUCAAGAAUAGCAGAUAAUUACCAAUCCUUGGAUGAGGUGACCGCUGCUCUUGCUAACGCUGGACUUGAGUCAUCUAAUCUCAUUGUAGGAAUUGAUUUCACGAAAAGCAAUGAGUGGACAGGUUCCAGGUCGUUUAAUCGACGUAGUUUACACCACAUUGGAAAUGAGCCGAAUCCGUACGAGCAAGCUAUAUCUAUAAUAGGGCAAACGUUAUCAGCUUUUGAUGAGGAUAACUUGAUUCCGUGUUUUGGAUUUGGUGAUGCAUCAACCCAUGAUCAAGAUGUUUUUAGCUUCUACCAUGAUGAUAGGAUAUGUAAUGGAUUUGAGGAAGUCUUGCAUCGUUACAGGGAAAUUGUUCCCAACUUAAGACUUGCAGGUCCUACAUCUUUUGCACCAAUAAUUGAGAUGGCCAUGACAAUCGUUGAGCAAACUGGUGGUCAGUACCAUGUUUUGCUGAUAAUUGCCGACGGGCAGGUCACAAGAAGUGUUGACACACAUAAUGGUCAACUGAGUUUACAAGAACGAAAGACAAUCGAUGCAAUUGUAAGGGCGAGUGAGUACCCUUUGUCGAUAAUCUUCGUUGGUGUUGGAGAUGGACCUUGGGAUAUGAUGAAAGAAUUUGAUGAUAAUAUUCCAGCUCGAGCUUUCGAUAAUUUUCAGUUCGUCAAUUUUACUGAGAUAAUGUUGAAAAAUGUAAACAAUGUGAGAAGGCAGACAGAGUUUGCUCUUGCUGCACUGAUGGAAAUACCUUCUCAAUAUCAGGCAACUCUAGAGCUUGGCAUAUUGGGAAGACAAAGAGGUAGUUCACCAGAAAGAGUACCUCUUCCUCCUCCUCUGUACAGUGCAACAUCUUCAAGUGGCUACCCGAGAACCCCGUGCUCCAACAGUUUUCAGACCAGAACACCUUCGCUUGGUAGAUACAACCAAGGAGUUGGCACAAAUCCAUCCUCUAGUUCUCCUUAUGACAACCAGCUUUGCCCCAUUUGUAUCACUAAUCCAAAAGAUAUGGCUUUUGGUUGUGGCCAUAUGACAUGUUGCGACUGUGGAGAAAAUCUCGAGUUGUGCCCCAUAUGCCGAAGCUUUAUCCAGACUAGAAUAAGACUCUAUUAAGUCUUGCCAUGCAGUACAAAUGUAUCGCUUAACCUAUUUCUUGGUUCCUUGAAACUAACGUUGAAGGUCAAGGUUUCAACACAAUUUUGAGGGUGUACAUUACCAAAUUGUCUUGAUUGUGUUUUGAACCUACCCCUUUUAAUGACAGUUUCAAUGGCAUCAGUAUUGCUCUCUA
This is a messenger RNA of Cucumis melo (muskmelon), 1742 nucleotides long. RefSeq names its product E3 ubiquitin-protein ligase RGLG2-like. The transcript has 11 exons. Bases 260 to 1567 code for a protein of 435 amino acids. NCBI's taxonomy places the organism in Eukaryota, Viridiplantae, Streptophyta, Magnoliopsida, Cucurbitales, Cucurbitaceae. The record is from RefSeq and is a predicted model, not a curated record.